AUGACGAUAAUAAAAGAUGGCAUUGUCAUUAGGGAAGGGGGCGCCCCCACUCCCACCGCCGCCACCAAUGCUGUCAACAUUCGGGCCGCCCCAAUCAAUGAGACGCUCGGAGAGGUAAACCAAGAGCAACAACAAGGCGUCAAAAGAGAGGCGGUCCAAUACAUGCCGACAACAAAUAUCACUCGCAUCAUGCGGUGCGUCCUCCCCGCCCACGUUAAUAUCGCCGACGAUGCAAAAGAGGCCAUCCAGGUGUGUGUCUCCGAGUUCAUCAACUUUGUUACUGCUGAGGCAAACAACCGAUGCCGCCGUGACUAUCGAAAAACCGUCACGCCGGAGGACGUGCUGGCGGCAAUGACGUCGCUGGGUUUUGGCGACUACAUAGAGCCCCUCGUCAUUUUCCUCAACAAACAUCGAGCCCAGCAGGACCUCGAGAGCGGCUCCAUGAAUCAGUUGGGGCUGUUCGUCAGGCGCGACGACGAUAAUGGUGGCUUCGUUCACCAUCAGCAGCCGCAAGAUGCUCAUAUGGUGCAGUCGCCGCCACCACCGGCGGCGCCGACGAUGGGGUAUUAUGUCCCCUUACCGCCGCUUGCUGCUGGCACAGUGGAAGACGGAGAAGAAUUAGGUGGAUCGACGACAGUCAACAAUGCAUAUAUGUCGUGCAAUUAUGGUCGUGGAGAAGGCUCCUCCGGCGGACCCGAGUUUGAUCCAUUUCAUAAGUUUUAA
Messenger RNA from Erythranthe guttata (spotted monkey flower), 723 nucleotides. NCBI's taxonomy places the organism in Eukaryota, Viridiplantae, Streptophyta, Magnoliopsida, Lamiales, Phrymaceae. The record is from RefSeq and is a predicted model, not a curated record.